ACUGUAAAUGCUGGAAUUAGAAGUCUCUAUUUGACACCUUCUAUGAAACCAAAACCUAGUUUGUCCAUUGAGAGCAUGCCAUCAGAAAUGCUGUUGAAGAUAUUUUCCUACUUGGAUGCUGUGUCCCUGUUGUCUGUUGGUUGUGUGAAUAAGCACUUCUAUCAUCUGGCCAAUGACAAUGGACUCUGGCUGAAAAUCUAUUCCAGUUGUUUCCAACCAAAAAGGACAAUUUGGAAAAUGAAUUCUGAACAAACAGAAACUGCUCCCUUGGGCUGUGCUGCUCUACAUGAUAGAAAACCUGGGCACUGGAAGAAAGAAUACAUCUUCAAACAAAUAGCUGCUGUCAAAACUAGAGUAAUGCGACUUGUUAAACCUGUAGAUCCUUGUACAGGUCUUCCAUAUAAAAACAAAGAAGCUAUGAAAGCUUCUGGCCUGAGUUGGAUAAUUGUUCUAAAGGACAAAAAUGGAAAGGAACAUGUAAUGGAGAAGGCAAAGCUAUCAUUUAAAGACACAUCUGUUACUAUACUUUGGUAUAGUACAAAUUUGCCAUGCUUGGACAUCCUGUCAACCCUAAAACUAUUUGGAGUUACACCAUUGCUUCCUGACCAAGGCAGAACUCCCAGUAAGAGUGGACCUCGAAGACGUUCCUUAAUUGCUGAAUACCAUCUUGCUAACCUGACUGAAAGCAGCAUACGAGUUGGUGCUGAUAAGCUUGUCCAGCUCUUCAGUCUGAAUCCAGGACUCUUAGUAGGACUUUGGAAGGAGAAAAAUGAAAUUGCUUUUGUUAUGGCGAGUCUUCAUUAUCAUCAACUUUUUGAGAGAAGCACUUUGGGUUCUGCUACUGUUCAAUAUGCCCUCCCACCUAAGAAGCCUGUUUUGGAUGAUGUAGACCCAGAAUAUGGACUGCAUGACUACAAUCUACAUCUUGAUAUGCACGGUAGAAGCUGCACCUACCUGUGUGGGACAUUCAAGAGUCUCUUCUGCAGAAAAGGUAGAGUUGACAGAACA
This is a messenger RNA of Mesitornis unicolor (brown roatelo), 1008 nucleotides long. It is a transcript of the gene FBXO15, whose product is annotated as F-box protein 15. The annotation marks the transcript as partial. Lineage: Eukaryota; Metazoa; Chordata; Aves; Mesitornithiformes; Mesitornithidae. Gene Ontology annotation, molecular function: protein binding. The record is from RefSeq and is a predicted model, not a curated record. The transcript is spliced from 7 exons.